AUGGCUCAGAUAGACCUCGACACCGUCGUCAUUGGUGGCGGAUUCGGUGGCUGCAAUGCGCUCUAUCGACUGCGCCAGAUGGGCCUGCGCGUCAAACUCAUCGAGGCUGGCGCUGGCUUCGGGGGCGUCUGGCACUGGAACCGCUAUCCCGGGGCGCGCGUCGACAGCGAGAUGCCCUUCUACCAGUUCAACGUCCCCGCCGUGUGGAAGGAUUGGCACUGGACUGAGCGCUUCCCUGGUCAUGACGAGCUACGCCGAUACUUCGAGCACGUCGACCGCGUGCUGCAGCUGAGUCCGGAUACCUAUUUCCAUACCGUUGUGCGGCGCUGCGUCUACCACACGGACACUGCGCGCUGGGCCGUCGAGACCGAGGAUGGCCGGCGGUUCACCUGCCGGUUUCUUGUGGCAGCCACUGGAUCAUCGCACAAGAAGUACCUCCCCACCUAUCCGGGGCUGGAUCAGUUCCGCGGCCAGGUGGUGCACUCGGCGGCGUAUCCGGAGACGCUGGACGUGACGCGCCGGACGGUGGGCCUGGUUGGCAAUGGUGCCUCGGGGCUGCAGAUCGUGCAGGAUUUGGCCAAAAAGGACUGCCAGCUGCAUGUCUUUGUGCGUACGCCAGCCCUGGGCCUCCCGAUGCAGCAGCGGCGCAUCACCCGUGACGAGGCGGACAUGAUGAAGGGAUACCUCAACGCUCUCUUCGACCGCUGCUACGCCUCCAACACGGGCUUCCCUCACAAUAUACGCGAUGAGACGACGCUGUCAGCCCCCGCGGACGAGCGACAAGCACUCUUUGACGAGCUCUGGCAGCGUGGUGGCUACAGCUUCUUGUUGUCUAACUACAACGACUUCCUCCUCGACGAGAAGGCCAAUUCUAUCUUCUACGACUACUGGGUGCGCCAGGUGCGCAUCCGCAUGACGGACCCGACCAAAAUGGAGAUCGUGGCGCCACUGAGGCAACUGCAUUGGCUGGGAGCCAAACGGCCCAGUCUCGAGCAGGAUUACUACGAGAUGAUCGACCGGCCCAAUGUCACGCUGCAUGACCUCAAGAAGAGUCCCAUCACCGAAUUCGACGCCCGAGGUGCCGUGAUGGCCGAUGGCACGCAUGUUGACCUCGACGUGGUCAUCUUCGCCACUGGGUACGACGCAGUCACUGGUAGUCUGCUGGAUCUGGGCAUUGAGGACGCGCACCAGGUGCCAUUGCGUCUGAAGUGGGUGGAUGGCAUUCGCACGCAUCUGGGACUGAUGGUGCCGGACGCACCCAAUCUCUUCCUCGUCUAUGGCCCACAGGCGCCCACCUCACUUGCCAAUGGACCGCCAUUCAUCGAGAUGGAGGUGGACUGGAUCUGUCGGGCAAUUGCGCGGAUGCUAGAGGAAGACGUCACGGCAAUGGCGCCCACAAAGGAGGCGGCAGAGCUGUGGCAGCAGGAGGUGCACGCCGUCAGCCAGAAGACACUAUACGCGCAGACAAACUCGUGGUAUAUGGGCAGUAAUAUUCCCGGGAAAAGACGUGAGCCGUUAAUCUAUCUGGGGGGAAUGCAGCGGUGGUGGAAGCAUUGCAAGGAGGCGCUGGGAGGGUGGGAGCUGUACACCAAGUAUUAG
Messenger RNA from Aspergillus tanneri, 1599 nucleotides. RefSeq names its product flavin-containing monooxygenase. Bases 1 to 1599 code for a protein of 532 amino acids. The transcript has a single exon. The record is from RefSeq and is a predicted model, not a curated record. Lineage: Eukaryota; Fungi; Ascomycota; Eurotiomycetes; Eurotiales; Aspergillaceae. Gene Ontology annotation, molecular function: oxidoreductase activity.